Guillardia theta CCMP2712 is the source of this 867-nucleotide messenger RNA. RefSeq lists its product as hypothetical. Gene Ontology annotation, cellular component: mitochondrion; nucleus. The record is from RefSeq and is a predicted model, not a curated record. Gene Ontology annotation, biological process: base-excision repair, AP site formation via deaminated base removal; base-excision repair. Bases 1 to 867 code for a protein of 288 amino acids. NCBI's taxonomy places the organism in Eukaryota, Cryptophyceae, Pyrenomonadales, Geminigeraceae. Gene Ontology annotation, molecular function: uracil DNA N-glycosylase activity. The transcript has 2 exons.
AUGUGUCAUUCUUUUUUCUCAACUGAACUUCCCUAUGUUUCGCACUGUUUGCUUUGCACGGCAGCCUGGCAAAAGAAGUAUUUCAAUCCUUUCUCUCAAGGACUGAGCAAGAAACCAGAGACGAGCGUUUCCCCUCCACCUGCCCAUGCUCCACCGGUGGAAAGCCUCAAGGGAAAGGACUUGUACCAGGCGCUCGAGCAACUUCCGAGCGACUGGAGAGAUUUCCUAGCGGAUGAGACGGACAAAGAAUACUUCAAGGACCUCAACGAUUUCUACGUGGAUGAGGUUUCCAAAGGCGCUACUGUCUACCCUCCCACUCGAGACAUCUUCGGGGCCUUCUGCCUCUGCCCUCUCGACCAAGUCUCAGUCAUCAUCGUCGGGCAGGAUCCGUACCACGGCCCCGGGCAGGCGCACGGGCUGGCGUUCUCCGUCCGUCAAGGCGUGGCGCCUCCGCCGAGCUUGCAGAACAUCUUCAAGGAACUCGAGUCGGACCCAGCCGUCAGCUUCCAACGGCCUCGCCAUGGCUGCUUGGAGGGAUGGGCGAAGCAGGGAGUUCUCCUACUCAACACCUGCCUCACUGUCCGCGCUGGGCAGGCCCUCUCUCACCAGGCGAAGGGAUGGGAGAAAUUCACCGACGCCGUGAUCUCCAAGCUAGACAAGCAGUGCGAUGGACUCGUCUUCCUCCUCUGGGGUCAGCCAGCAGCAAAGAAGUGCUCGAGUGUGGAUGAGAGCAAGCACAUGGUGCUGAAAGCUCCCCAUCCUUCGCCGCUGUCCGCUAGGCGAGGCUUCUUCGGAUGCAAGCACUUCUCUCUCUGCAACGAGUAUCUUUCCGCACAGAGCAAGAAGGAGAUCAAUUGGCAGACAUGA